UUUUGACCAAAACCACGUCUAAUAAAUCUGUGAAUAAGAUGGGCUCUCUCUGGUCAGUCACUGAAAUUCAAAUUAGAGUAAAUUAAUGUUUUUCUUUCAUAUUUGCUUCCUGUAUCCCUCUUUUCCUCUGAGAAAUAAUCAGACCACAUACAAGGUAGUGAAGUAGAGAGAAUGGAAUUGAUUCUAAAGCUAUACUGAGGUAGAAAGGAUCAGACUUGAUAAUGGGGUAAAGAGAGAGAACCAGUCUUAAUUGCCAGAUACACAGGUUCCUAUUAAAAUACUAUACUUUGUUGUUUUGUAAAAGUUCUUUAGGUGCUGCAAAUUUCAAGUGACAUAAAUAGCCCGGUAUAUGUAAUAUCUGAAAGUAGCAAAUUAACAUUUGCUUACUUCUUACGGUUAAGUUACUUCAUUUGAGUCUUAAAAACUCUUAAGAAGCUGGGUGCUGGUGACUCAGCCUGCAUUCCUAGCUACUCUACGCAGGCAGAGAUCAGGAGGAUUGUUGUUCGUUCGAGGCCAGCCCAGGCAACAAAAUCGAGACCCUGUCUCAGAAACACCCAACACAAAAAAGGGUUGGUGGUGUGGCUCAAGACACCUGCCUGUUAUUCCCAAUUUCAGACAAGGAAGGUCACAGAGAGGUUAAAAUAAUAGGACCACAGUUACGCGAUUUUGAACUCAGGACCUUGUGCUUGUUAGGUAAGCACUGUUCCACUUGAGCCACACACCCAGCUCUUUUUUGCUUUAGUUAUUUUUCAGAUAGGGUAUCACCUUUUUGUUCAGGGUUGGCCUGUGACCAUAAUCCUCCUACCCAUGGCUCCCAAGUAGCUGGGGUUGUUAGGUGUACCACUAUACUGGCUUAUUUGCUGAAAUGUGAUCUCACUAACUUUUUGCGUGUGUUGGCCUUGAACUUUGAUCUAUCUGCCUCCCUAGUAGCUUGGGUUACAGGUGUGAACCACCAGCCCAGCAAAAAGCCUAUCUAUAUGUAAUUGGUCUUGUUUUUGUUUUGUUUAGGUUAUGUCGGGAGAAUUCUUAAGAGCGGGGCAGAGUCAUACAUAAAUCCAACCUAUUUAGAAGGAUCUGAUAAAAACUAAUACGGUGAUCUUGAGCCUACAUUUCUUGUCUGGUUUUGAAACAUUGUUGGUCUCUCCAUUUUUUUGUCACUUAACUACUUUGCUCAUCUAUUGACUCAGCUGAGGAAUCUAUUAAACUGGUUCUUCUGCUCUAGUUAAUAUUUGUCUCGUGAUCAAGUACUGAAACAGUAAUAAAAUUGAUAAACAUCUUAAAUGGCAAGUCAAAUUACGUUAUUGAACAUUUCAGUGAGAGAGUUGGUGUGAUUGACUGGAAUAAGCUUUAAAUUACUAGCAAUAUUAAUUGAUUAAGAGGGGAUUUUUUUUUUCUGCUUGAGGUAUUAUAAAUAUGGUCAAAAUAAAGAAGUUAGAUAGUCCACAAAUCCUAUGUGGACUAAAUUUAGAAAUCUGUUCCCAAGAAGACCUCUCUUGGCAGAAUGUAAGUUAGUAAGGUAAGAAAUAUUUUCUGUUUGCUCUCAUUGGAGGCAGAUAAGUCAGAAAGUAAAUAUGAUAAACAGUAUUCAUUUAAACAGCUUUCUGUUCAUUUUGUAAUUACUUGUUUUAUUUUUAAAACAGUUUGAUUUUUGUGGGGGAGGAUAUUUGGGCCUCUUUUUCCCUCCAGAAAUAAUUUUUAAAUUGCUCAGGUAUUCUGAAUUUUGUUCUUGUGUCCAACAGAUAACUAUCAAGUCCUUCUGCUUUGAAUUAGUUAAUUUUAUUUGGAAGUGAGAGGAGAACAUAGUAAUCCUUUUACGCUGUUAAAAUACUACUUUGGGAGUUGAAGGCGGAAAGGAGAAAUCAAGUGUUCAGUGGGAGAAGUAACAUCACUUGACUUCAGAAACUAGUAGUUAAGUGUUUUUACUUAGCCCUUUCUUUAUAAUUUAAGAUCCUAGAAUUUCAAACGGAGGAGAAGUAUUACAGCUAAAUAACUUGAGGAUUGGAAAACUGCUUGUCACCAACAUUUGGGGGAAAAAUUUGACUAGCUGUUUAGAGACUCUUGAUACAGUAUUUUAAUGAAGAGAAAAUAGGCUUUUAAAAUGUUCCUUUAUUAGUUUUCAAGGAUUCAACUCUUAACCUAUUUUAUACAUUUAUUACUAAGAUUUAAAAAGUAAAUAUGAGGCUUAGAGCAAGUGUCUCUAGAACAUAGGAUCAUUGAUUGUAAGUAACACAAUUCUGUUCCCAGGGCAUUUUCUUUUCUACUGAAUUGUAAUGCUUAGAAGACAAGUGUAAGAAUUUUUUUUUUUAUUGCCAAGAUUUGUGUAAUUCAAUAUCUUUCAGAAAGUGAGGUGAACUUUAAUGACACUUUACCUAUAGAAGGUAUGUUGAUGGUGUGGUCUGUUAAAAAUCAGGUAGUUCCCUUCUUAAUUCUGGAAAUGAAUUCUUAGUCUUUACCUAUUUUUUUUUCCCCUUCGUUUUGUUGUUUUUUUGUUGUUUAAGGUUGGCCUUAAACUCAUGAUCCUCCUGCUUCAGCCUCCUGAAUUCUGGGAUUACAGUAGUAUAUCAUUGUGCCCAGCUUUUAGCUAGUCUUUAGUCAUUAAACUUUGUAGACCAAAGAGUGGACACCAAAAUAAAUAAGGUCCACUUUUCAUCUGAUUGAUGUUGGUAAUGACUUAACACUUACAUCAAUAGUGUAUGUUGUUGUUUAGUCUAUUCAUCAACCCUAUGAUUGGUUGCUAUCUAUAUUUUACAGAUUAAGAUACCAACUAGAAAUAAGUGACUACCCUCUGGUAAAUUACAUAGUCAGUUCUAGGUCCCUGAUUUCCAGAUUUCAUGUUUUACCACCCUAGGCUGCAAACAUGGUACAGUGUUUGCUUUUAUGGCUAUAAAGGAAAGCUAAAUUUGGUCCUCAAACCAGCUAAAUAGUUUAUUUACUUUAUAAUGAAUUAGCCUCACUUGAUUGAAAAGUCUCUAAAAAUGUCAGGUUAUUUGUUUGGCUCCAUCUUAACAUACAGACUUGUUUUAAGUCCUGAAGAUCUUUUACUUGCUUUAAAGUUUUUAUAGUAUAUCUAGUGACUUUUGGUUCCCUAGUCCACAUUUCUUUGUAUAUUUGAUAUGUAGACUUUUCCUUUAUAACCACUUUUUACUUCUCAGUCUUAAUUCUCAUCUCCAUUACAUAUAAUCUCUUGCACAUUCAAUCUUUUCCUUUGCAGUGAUAGUUGAAGAGAAGUAUAUUUCCUGAGAAAGGACCUCAUGCCCACACCCUAACUUUAAAUUAAUUAGAAAGAAUGCUUUCUUUGACUGCAUGAAGCAACUCAGAGACUAGUAUACCAGCAAGGAAGAAGAAAAUGUAGGCCUUUGCUUCUUUCCUUGGUUUUUUCCUUUGCUUCUUUCCUCAGUGUUUAUGAAUUUCCCAGUUGUGGGCAGUAUAUGAAUGGGCAAACCGUCUCUUUAUUCAGCCAUUUUUAGAAUCAGUAUUAUAUUUGAAAGAUGGUUUUAAAAUAUCCAUAAUGUCAAAACACCGUUAUGAAGUUAGGGGAAAAAAUAUUUAGAGUGUUGAAUUUCAUUACCAAGGCAGAGUUUAUAUCUUGUUUUUUACAGUAAUUUAGAAGGAAUUUAACAUUAAGAUAAUUUGAAAGUUUCACUCCUGUUUAAUUCUUUGAAACCUGGUAUGUGUAGCAAUGUACUUUAGAAUUGAAGGGAUCCUAAGGAUCAACUAGUUCAGAAGAUAAAAGCUUCUGGCAGAACUCAAAUCUUAUCUCAAAAAGGUUUUGUUGGUUACUACAAUAUUCACGAUGUUUAGAAUUCAAAUUACUUCACUUGGGUAAGCAUUCACUCUGUAUUUGUCCACAGUUCAUACCAUUCCCUAACACAUCUUGCUGCUUCAGGCAUUUACAUGCUUACUUUGCUGGGGUAAGGCACCUGAGUGCUCAUUCCCUCAUUUUACAAACAAGGAACCUGGAUAUUGAGAAUUAACUCAUUGAUCCCAAGAAAUACAGCUUUUUAAAUAGAGUCAAAUGUCUUAAAUCCCAAGAUAAUGUUACUUUAUAUAGGUUGUUGCCUGUUAGAAAUAAUAUAAGAUAAUACAUAAUGAAGUCUUUAAAGUAUUUGAUGUAUUCUGUCAAAAAGUGAAUGAUCAGUAUGGGCUACAUAAUGCAAAAAUAUUUCAGAGACAUUUCCUUAACACUCCUCUCUGAAGAACUGCAUCCUGACUGUUUGCUAAUCAGGAGCACCCUAUCUUAAUGUAUGUGUUAUUCUUGCUACAAAGGACCAGGGUAGGCAUCCAGGGGGAAGAACAUGAAUAUCUUUAUGUAAAGAGCUCAUAAAGGAAAUUAUUGAAGAGUAUUUGCAUAUAUAGAAAAAUAGUACCUCAUAAGACCAACUACAUUUAGAUUGCCCAUCAAAGCCAUGAGGUCUCCCAAUAGACUCUGGGUCAAUAAUCCAAAUGUUACUUUAACCACAAGUUAACUUUCAUGUUACCUCACCAAAGAUGAGUUUUAAAUACCCAGCAUCAUAACGGAAGAGCCUUUUGUAGAAACCAGUAUUUGAUACUAAUCCUAUUAGCAGGAUUUUUUGAGUUCAUACAGUACUUUUACCAUUACUGGAAUCCCUCAUACUCAUCUGGUAUAAAACAGUCCAUCCAUUCUCACAUUCUAUAUCUCCUUUAAUUUGCUUUGUUUUUUUCUCCAUACGGCUAAUCAUAUCCUGGCAUCUUCUAUAUUGGCAUUGUUUUUCCUCCUCUAGAUUGUAAAUUCUGAGGACAGGAUCUUUGUUCACUACUUUAUUCUCACUGUCUAGAACAGUGCCGGACAUAUGGUACUAGGUUUUGACAAGUUUGCAUCAUGCGUGAGUAUAAGCUAGUCGUUCUUGGCUCAGGAGGUGUUGGAAAAUCUGCUCUGACUGUACAGUUUGUCCAAGGAAUUUUUGUUGAAAAAUAUGAUCCUACAAUAGAAGAUUCUUAUAGAAAGCAAGUUGAAGUAGAUGCACAACAGUGUAUGCUUGAAAUUUUGGAUACUGCAGGAACGGAACAAUUUACAGCAAUGAGAGAUUUGUACAUGAAAAAUGGACAAGGCUUUGCUUUAGUUUAUUCCAUCACAGCACAGUCUACAUUUAAUGAUUUACAAGAUCUAAGAGAACAGAUUCUUCGAGUUAAAGACACUGAUGAUGUUCCAAUGAUUCUGGUUGGUAAUAAGUGUGACUUGGAAGAUGAAAGAGUUGUAGGAAAGGAACAAGGUCAAAAUCUAGCAAGACAAUGGAACAACUGUGCAUUCUUAGAAUCUUCUGCAAAAUCAAAAAUAAAUGUUAAUGAGAUCUUUUAUGACCUAGUGCGGCAAAUUAACAGGAAAACUCCAGUGCCUGGGAAGGCCCGCAAAAAGUCAUCAUGUCAGCUGCUUUAAUAUACUAAAUGUAUUGUAGCUCUGAGCCAGGUAUGUUCAUUUAUCUUACCUCUAACUUUAACCACUCCAUUUCACUAAGGGCGUUCUAUUGGA
Messenger RNA from Castor canadensis (American beaver), 5488 nucleotides. The record is from RefSeq and is a predicted model, not a curated record. Lineage: Eukaryota; Metazoa; Chordata; Mammalia; Rodentia; Castoridae.